Molecule: messenger RNA, 1806 nt
Organism: Oryza sativa Japonica Group (Japanese rice)
Lineage: Eukaryota; Viridiplantae; Streptophyta; Magnoliopsida; Poales; Poaceae
Source: RefSeq, a predicted model, not a curated record
AUGAAACUGGAAAUCAAACCACCACAACCACACGUACUCACUCGCAUGGCUGCAGCCAUUGCCGUCGUCUACCUCUCCCUACUGCUGCUGCUGCUGCAUGGCGCGGCGCCGGCAGUUCUUGGCUACACGCGAGGGGAUUUCCCGGAGGAUUUCGUCUUCGGAUCCGCCACCUCGUCGUACCAGUAUGAGGGUGGUUUUGAUGAGGAUGGUAGGAGCCCAAGCAACUGGGACAUCUUCACUCAUCAAGGGAAAAUGCCGGGCAGAAGCACAGCUGAUGUCGCCGCCGACGGGUACCACAAGUACAAAGAUGAUUUGAAGCUGAUGGUUGACACCAACCUAGAGGCUUAUAGAUUAUCCAUCUCCUGGUCGAGGAUUAUUCCAAAUGGGAGGGGUGAUGUCAAUCCAAAAGGGCUACAAUACUACAAUGACAUCAUAGAUGGGCUAGUGAAAAAUGGGAUUCAAGUCCAUAUCAUGCUUUAUCAGUUGGACCUACCUCAGGUUCUGGAAGACGAGUACGAUGGAUGGUUGAGUCCGAGAAUUUUGGAGGAUUUCAAAGCAUAUGCAGAUGUGUGCUUCAAGGAGUUUGGAGACAGGGUUGCACACUGGAUUACAAUUGAUGAACCUAAUGUUGCUUCAAUUGGGUCUUAUGAUUCCGGACAAUUGGCCCCUGGGCGUUGCUCUGAUCCUUUUGGAAUAAGAAAAUGUACAGUAGGGAACUCAUCUGUGGAGCCAUAUAUAGCAGUUCAUAACAUGUUACUGGCACAUGCAUCAGUCACAAAACUGUACAGAGAAAAAUACCAAGUCGCAGGAAAAGGAAUUAUCGGCAUAAGUGUUUACACAUUUUGGGCUUAUCCAUUAACAAAUUCUACUGUCGAUUUAGAAGCAACAAAAAGAUGUCAGGACUUUAUUGUCCACUGGGUACUAAGACCCUUGGUAUUCGGUGAUUACCCACAAGUAAUGAAGAACAUUGUCGGUUCUCGCCUUCCAUCCUUCACAAAAGCCCAAUCUGAAGAUGUCAAGGGUUCUCUAGAUUUCAUUGGAAUGAAUCACUACUACUCUCUCUAUGUGAAUGAUCGUCCUUUGGGUAAGGGCACACGCGACUUUGUAGCGGAUAUAUCAAUUUACUACAGAGGUUCCAAGACAGAUCCACCACCUGGUAAGGCCGCUCCAACAUCUAUUGGACCUGACCCACAAGGAUUGAGAUUGAUGGUGCAGUACCUACAAGAAACCUAUGGGAACCUUCCCAUUUAUAUCCUCGAGAAUGGUUAUGGAUCAAGCAAUGACACUGUCCAUGACAAUGACAGGGUUGAUUACCUGAAGAGCUAUAUAGGGAGUAUCCUGACUGCACUAAGGAAUGGCGCCAACGUGAAAGGCUACUUCGUGUGGUCAUUCGUGGACGUGUUCGAGUACCUGACGGGGUACGGCCAAUCGUACGGCCUCUACCGCGUCGACUUCGCCGACGAGUCGCGGCCGCGGCAGGCGAGGCUCUCCGCUCGCUGGUACUCCGGCUUCCUCAAGAACAGGGAGAUGGAUGUUGAUCAGAGUGAGCUCGCCAUGGCAGCAGCAGAGUCACGAGCUCAGCAAUGAGUUGCAUACACCUGAUUUGGCAGUAACAUUAUAGCAAGAGUUAAAAUUCUUGAAAGACAUUGUAGCAAGAGUUAAGCAGAGAGGAAGUCACCUGGUCUGGCUCUCUGUCACACAUAUAUUUACUCAGGACUUGCUCCUGCACACGAAAUACAGAUUAUGUGGUAUAAAACAAUGUCAUCAAAUAUUAUGAGAUUUUUUUCGUAACCAUCGUUUGGUAUC